Molecule: messenger RNA, 3022 nt
Organism: Astyanax mexicanus (Mexican tetra)
Lineage: Eukaryota; Metazoa; Chordata; Actinopteri; Characiformes; Acestrorhamphidae
Gene: gpsm2l
Product: G protein signaling modulator 2, like
Exons: 14
Coding region: 203-2173 (656 amino acids)
Molecular function (GO): protein binding; GTPase regulator activity
Source: RefSeq, a predicted model, not a curated record
UAGCUUCACCUAAACCUCCUCCCUGAGCUCGUUUUUUCACCAAACUCUGAAGAAGUGGGCAAAACUUGGAGGAAACAUGGCGGAGAGGCGAGCACCGCUGUGAAGACUUUUACAGAGACUUUUACAGAGAUUUUGGAGGGGAUUUCUCAGACCCAGGAGAUGGUGAACAUGUGAGGAUCUGCUGAGAGAUCUGUGGAUAAGGAUGGAGGCCUCUUGUCUGGAGCUGGCUCUGGAGGGAGAACGCCUGUGUAAAGUGGGCGAUUACCGGGCGGGCGUCUCUUUUUUUGAGUCAGCCAUCCAGGUGGGCACGGAGGACCUGCAGAUCCUGAGCGCUAUUUACAGUCAGCUGGGCAACGCAUACUUCCACCUGCAGGACUACAGUAAAGCGCUGGAGUUCCACCGGCAUGACCUCACUCUCACUAGAACCAUUGGAGAUCAACUGGGAGAAGCCAAAGCUAGCGGCAACCUUGGAAACACACUGAAGGUCCUGGGCCGAUACGACGAGGCAGCAGCUUGUUGCCAGAGACACCUCGACAUUUCUAGAAUGCUCCAUGACAAGGUGGGGCAGGCGCGAGCGCUGUAUAAUUACGGGAAUGUUUACCACGCCAAGGGGAAGAACAUAUGCUGGAGUGGUAUUGACCCGGGAGACUUCCCUGAGGAGGCACGCAUUGCUCUAAAGAAAGCUACAGAGUUCUAUGAAGCGAAUCUGAUCAUAGUGAAAGAGUUGGGGGACCGAGCAGCACAGGGGAGAACUUAUGGAAACCUUGGUAAUACGCAGUACCUGCUGGGGAACUUCCAGAACGCUGUUCUCGCCCACGAACAGCGUCUCCUCAUCGCUAAGGAGUUUGGAGACAGAGCUGCUGAGAGACGGGCCUACUGUAACCUGGGGAAUGCCUACAUCUUCCUGGGCCAGUUUGAGGUGGCAGCUGAGCACUACAAACGGACGCUGCAGUUGGCCCGGCAGCUGAGGGACCGGGCGGUGGAGGCUCAGGCCUGCUACAGCCUGGGCAACACGUACACACUGCUGCAGGACUACGAGAGAGCCAUCGACUACCACCUCAAACACCUCAUCAUCGCCCAGGACCUGAAGGACAGGAUAGGGGAGGGGAGAGCCUGCUGGAGUUUGGGGAAUGCCCACACUGCUCUGGGAAACCACGAACAGGCCUUGCAGUUUGCUGAAAGACAUCUGGAGAUUUCCAAGGAGAUCGGGGACCGCAGUGGAGAACUGACGGCCAGGAUGAACUUGUCGGAUCUGCAGCUUGUUCUAGGUCUAAAACAGAACAACACUACCAACAGCAAUAGCAACAGCCCCGUCUCCACAGACGGCCUCCCCAACAACGGCUGUGGUUCACCAGGAACAAAACCCAGAACUGGCCGGAGACACAGCAUGGAGAACAUGGAGCUCAUGAAAUUAAGUCGUGAUAAAAGUCCUGGCUCAGGCAAGGAGGAGGACACAUCCCCUAAGCAGGCCAAAACGUCCCCUAUAGCAAAAACGUCCUCCAAACUGUUUUUCAUUAGUCGCUUUAAGGGGAAGAAGCAGAAGGCCAAUGGAACCAGCCCCACUAAAACAAGCCCAAGCAACAGCCCACAUUCACCUAAACUGGACCCAAAGCAUGCGCCGGACACUCUGGGAGAUGAAGGCUUCUUUGAUCUCCUCAGCCGAUUCCAGGGCAACCGCAUGGAUGACCAAAGGUGCUCCUUGGAGGGUGGUUUAAGCCGCGCCUCCGCUCCCUCCUCUCCCUGUGAAACCCCGCCUGUAGCCAUCAGGAAAUCUAUUUCUGCGUCCGAAGCACAGGCCUCAGAACAGUCUGGCCAUUUCCUAGACCUGCUGGCCAGCUCUCAGGGUCGACGUCUGGACGAGCAGCGGGCCAGCGUGGCUGGUCUGCCGGGCCUGCAUCUGGACCAGAACACCAGCCAGGACGUCCUCAGCAAGCUUAUAGCCAGUGCUGACAGCAAAGAGCCGGAAGAUGACUUCUUCGACAUGCUCAUCAAGUGCCAGGGCUCCCGGCUGGAUGAUCAGAGAUGUGCCCCUCCCCCUCCCCCAAAGCGAGGUCCCACCGUCCCAGAUGAAGACUUCUUCAGCCUCAUCCUGCGCUCGCAGGCCAAACGCAUGGACGAGCAGCGUGUUAUACUGCCCUCUGACCCUGGACCCACACAGCUCAAUCCAGACUGACUCCACACACAGGCAUGAGCACAGUAACGGAGAAGGAGGUUCCUCAGCUCCUCACACACAGCAAAGAAGGCCUGUCUGAGCUGUAGAGAAAACUCAAAGCAUCUCUUUGUAGCAAUACUGUCACUAGACUGUGUCUGCUUUUCACUACAUGAAGGACUGAACAAUAAAAACCUGAUGCUGAAUCAGCUACAUGCCUUUCCCAGUACUCAGUACAGUACAGUUUUGGACAUAGGAGUUUCACUUUCCAUGAGUUCAUUAGUACUGCUGUAUUACAAGGUCAAUUUAAGUCUUCGAGAUGGAGAAGAUCUAAUCAGCAGUGGGAUAUUUUUGAAGAAGAAGGGUUUGCUGUAUUGAGGAGUGGUGUGGAAAGUGCAUGUAAAGCCCCUCUCCAAUAAGAACAAGGCCAUCAUCUGGUCCUCAGGGUUCUAUCAUACACUGACUUUCACAUCUCUCUUCUUUAUCAUUAAUAUUCUGCUUUCCUGGGGGAUUUCUGGAUGUUACAAAACUGUUAUCAAAGAAAAAAAAAAGAUUUUAAUUGUUAAAAAAAAAAUUUAAAAACAAACCGUGUAAUCAGGGAUCUUUUGACCCUUCUCCCACCAUUGUUUAUAAUUUUUUUUUUUCGACUUGCUUUGUGUAUUGUUUCAUAAGUAUGUUUACAUAUUUUAAAAACGAUUAAUAUUCUUGUUUUUUAAUGAAUUUUAGAGGGGGGGAAAGGCCUGAGAAAAUGUUUGUGUUUAACUUGUCAUAAGAUAUAAGAAAGGAAUUGUAAGGUAAGGUAAUGCACAGUUGCUUAUCUAUUUUUGCAUUAUAUUUUAAGCACUGAGAAUUAAAGAACAGUCUUAAUCCAGA